This is a messenger RNA of Erythranthe guttata (spotted monkey flower), 951 nucleotides long. The record is from RefSeq and is a predicted model, not a curated record. Lineage: Eukaryota; Viridiplantae; Streptophyta; Magnoliopsida; Lamiales; Phrymaceae.
AUGGUCUUCGGUAUUGGGCUCGUGGUCCAUGCAAGGGCUGCUGAGGUAAUAGAAGAAGUGAAUAAAUGGGUUGAGAACAAAACAAAUGGGCUCAUCGAAGAAAUACUGCCACCUGAUUCAGUUGAUGCUAGCACUAGGCUUAUCCUCGCUAAUGCAGUGUAUUUUAAAGGAAUGUGGGAGGAACAAUUUGAUUCGUCGGUAACUAAAGACGAUGAGUUUUUUCUCUUAAACGGAAGCUCAAUUAAAGUACCUUUCAUGACAAGUUGGGAGAGGCAAUAUAUCCGUUAUUUUGAGGGUUUUAAGGUUUUAAGGCCGUAUAAACAAGGUGAAGAUAAACGCAAAUUCUCAAUGUAUAUAUUUCUUCCGGAUGCAAAAGAUGGACUACCAUCCUUGAUAGAAAAAGCCGGCUCUGAAUCUGGAUUUAUCGAGAAACACCUCCCUCUCUGGGACGUCGAAGUUGGUCAUUUCUGAAUUCCAAAAUUUAAGAUAGAAUUCGAAUUUCGAGCGGGAGAAGUUCUGAGGGAGCUCGGAAUGGUGCUUCCUUUUUCUUGUGGUGAUCUCACUGAAAUGGUGUUCUCAACUAUAACUACCCCGACGGAGAAAUUGUUCGUCUCGGAAAUUUUCCACAAGGCGUUCGUUGAAGUGAACGAGGAAGGCACGGAGGCUGCAACGGUUUCUGUUGGUGUAUUUCAACUUCAAUGUUUGAGAAUUGAGACGAAAUUUGAUUUUGUGGCUGAUCAUCCUUUCAUGUUUGUUAUAAGAGAAGAUAUGAGUGGGAUGGUUCUCUUCAUUGGGCAGCUACUUGAACCCUCCACUAGUUAACUAACGGCGCAUGUUAAUUUUGUGACAUGUUUUGGUUUUGUGGUUGGAAUUGAUAAAAAUAUUGAGUGAUUAAUAUAUUUUCGUGGAUAUGAUUGUGUAAUAUAAUAUGUGUGUCAUGUGUACAUUUUU